UCUAUGCAAAAGUUGCGCUGCUUAUUUUGUCGAAACAGACUGAUGAUACAAACAAUACAAAACUAAAAACGAUUGCAACGAUGAAAAUAUUCUAAUGUAGAUAAUGUCACGAGCUAUAAGAGUUCAGGCCUACAGGCUAUCAAUCUAAUCAAAGCUGGUUAACUAUUUUUGUUAACGAUCACGGGCCGCCCACGCGCGCUCUCGAGAGCAGAUGAAUUGGAUGCGAGAGGAUGAGAGAGUUAGAGGAGGAGCCUGUGCAUGGGGUCGGAGCCUUAAACACCGGACCCCGGCCGGGUGACCCGCAGAGAUGCUACACUCUGGGAUGGAACACUGACAACAACUGUAUAGGAGACGCAGGGGAGAAAGUUAAUAAAGACUGAGUGCUUUAGGCUAGUUGAUGGAUAGAACGUUUUACUCCCUGUAGAAAGGUGAGAUAGUAGUAACCUAUAGACUACGCCUGCUCAACAGCCAACAAGAACACACAGGAGGUCCUUAGGAGCGUUAUUUCAAACAGCAGUAUAAUCCCUUCAUUAGCGGUGAUUGACACCUGAAGCACGAGAGCGGCAGGACCUGAGCAGGAGAGAGUAGCACUAUAGGAGCUGUCCACUGUCCACGUGACCAUGGUGCUGAAUUUUUUUCUUCGUCACUUGCUUCGUAAACAACAGGAGACCAUGAUGGCCAAGUUGUACGGGAGGCCCAGCGAGGGGGCGGAGCUAGUCAGUUCUCUGGAGUGGAUGGAUGAUGACGUGAGCUCCCCAGACGGAGAUGAGCCAAUCACAGCAAACCGCUACAGACCGGGUGGAAUGGGCCACCUGGGCAGGGAGCUGGGCAGUGAGGACAUGGAGGAGGAUGAAGAGGAAGGGGAAGAGGAGGACCAUGGAGACGGGAACGCUCCCAAACGCAGAGGGCCCAAGAGGAAGAGGAUGACCAAGGCCCGGCAGGAGCGCUUCAAGGCACGGCGUGUGAAGGCUAACGCCCGGGAGCGCUCGAGGAUGCAUGGGCUGAACGACGCUCUGGAAAAUCUGCGCAGCAUCAUGCCCUGCCACUCUAAGACCCAGAAACUGUCUAAGAUCGAGACCCUGCGGCUGGCCCGCAACUACAUAUGUGCCCUGUCUGAAGCCCUGGAGGGGGACCAGUCAACGGAGAGCAGGGCCUUUAUGGAAACCCUGUGUAAAGGCCUCUCCCAGCCUACCAGCAACCUGCUGGCUGGCUGUCUGCAGCUGGGGCCUGGGGGGCAUAUCGAGGAGAGGCCUGAAGACAGGCAUGGGGGGAGAGGAGGACCCACAAUCCUGGGAGGGGUGGGGAUGGCCGUUGGACCAAUCAGCUACUCCUCCCCCGGCCUGCCCAGCCCGCCUUACGGCACACUGGACUCCGCCCACCUACUCCACCUGAGAGGGAUGAAGGGAGGGGCUUACGAGAGCCACUCCCCUAAUGACUGUAACAGUGGGGUAGGCACCCCUCCCUACGAUGGCCCCCCCACGCCCCCGCUCAGCAUUGGCAGUAACCUAGUGCUCAAGCAGGAGUCCUCGCCCCACUAUCUUCCCCCUCACCACUACCCCCCCUCCUCCAUCGGCCUGACAGGCCCCCAGGGACAGGUUUUGUACCAGAGCGCCCGCUACCAGGUGCCCCUGGAGAUGCCCUAUGAUUCAUACCGCUCUCCUCACAUGGCACCCCCACAGAUGGGCACUGUCUAUGGGGAUUAAGGCGUAGAGAGGACAGAUGGGGCAGAUGAGACUCUCCCCAAUAACACACUUCCCCAACUGGCUCCAUCUUGACCAAUGACUGAGAUGUUGGGAGAAAUCUGACUUUGAUAUGAGAGACCCAUCUUAGUACUAAACACUGUGAAACCAGCCCAUCGUUGUGAACAACUGGGUAGUUACUUAGUAAAAAGUAGAAAGUGGAUUGUUGUUUACAUUUGUGUACUGUAAAGGUUAGUGCUCAACACUGUCAAAAUCAGCUCAUGAUUGACAUUAAACCGCUUGUUUGCUGUGGUUGUUUCUGAACACCAAUUAAGCUAAAAGUCACCUCACUACUUGACCAUUUCCAAGGGAUUCACAAGAGGAGUGCGUCCUAUAGGUGGAAAGGCUGACUUGAAGAAAGACCUCAACUUGAGCACUUCUGACCAGCACUCGGAACAUGAAACACAUCAUUCACAUGCAUUUAUUUAUUCUCUAAUGUAAUAUUUAUAUGAACUGCUGUUAGUCAUUUUGUGUCUAUCCUUUAUAUAUGUGUUUGGUCUUGGCCUUCUCUACUUGUGCUGUCCCUGUUACAUUGUUGACUGACUCUGAUAGUGUAUCUGUUUUCUCUCUUCUGUGUCCAUUUCUCCUUUGUGGUCAGUUAUUCCCUGUUACACACGGAAAAAUAUUCUCAUAUAUAUUGCUAGUGUAGCUGAGGACCAGAGAGAAAACUGCCCAUGAGGAAGUGAGAAAUGUCUGCUGUUGUAAUGACAAGAACAAAUAUCAAUUACAAAAUCUGAUCACGGUGUAACUUAUUAGAGAUAUCAUUCUGUUCAGACACUUUCUCCAUUUUGCCAAAUAUAAAAAAAUGCAAAAAUGUUCCUCAAGAUGAUUACCUUUGGAUUGAAUUUUUGAACAAAAACGUUAUCCAUUAAAACCAU
Messenger RNA from Oncorhynchus keta (chum salmon), 2617 nucleotides. RefSeq names its product neurogenic differentiation factor 4-like. Gene Ontology annotation, molecular function: protein dimerization activity. The transcript is spliced from 3 exons. Bases 621 to 1703 code for a protein of 360 amino acids. Lineage: Eukaryota; Metazoa; Chordata; Actinopteri; Salmoniformes; Salmonidae. The record is from RefSeq and is a predicted model, not a curated record.